This is a messenger RNA of Aspergillus nidulans FGSC A4, 1308 nucleotides long. RefSeq names its product putative cell cycle control protein (Cwf23). The transcript has a single exon. The coding region runs from base 1 to 1308 and encodes 435 amino acids. Gene Ontology annotation, cellular component: cytoplasm; nucleus. The record is from RefSeq and is a predicted model, not a curated record. Gene Ontology annotation, molecular function: nucleic acid binding. NCBI's taxonomy places the organism in Eukaryota, Fungi, Ascomycota, Eurotiomycetes, Eurotiales, Aspergillaceae.
AUGCCAACGGACGACCUGAAAUCCCACGCGACAUCAAAUGCGCACGACUUUUACGCCCUCCUCGACAUCUCCCCCGCAGCAUCAGAAUCUGAGAUACGGCGCGCCUACCGUCGCACGGCUCUGAAGUACCACCCGGACAAGAUCACAAACCCCACGCAAGCCGAUAUCGACCGGUUCCACCUCCUGCAGAUCGCUAACGAUGUCCUUUCUGACCCUGCAGUCCGGGGGCUGUACAAUAAUGCAAGGGAGGCUCGGGAGCGUAAGAAGAGGGAGGUUGAGCUGAUGGAUGCGGCGAAGAGGAAAAUGAGGGAGGAUCUGGAAGCUAGGGAGAGGGCUGGAGCUGCUGCUUCGGGAACUGCAGGGCAGAGAGGGGUGAAGAGGGCGUGGGGGGCUACGGUUGAUGAUAAUGAUGCGGAAGAGAAGCUGGCGAGAGAGAUUGAGCGGAUUGCAGAGGAUGGCCGGCGGAGACGCAGAGAGGCGGAGGAGAAGUUACGGAAAGAAGUCGAAGAGGAUGAGAAACGGAUACAAGAGGAAGAGGAAGAGAAGCGGCGCGCGCAAGAUCGAAGCUCGAAGCGCGUAGAUAGGUCGCAUGAAGGGGGCACAAAUGUCCCUGAGCAGGAGCGCGCAGUGAAAGUGCGCUGGGUUAGGGAGGGACGGGGCGUGAAUCUCGGCAAGGACAGGCUUAUGGCACUGUUCGCGCCGUUUGGGACAAUUGAGAGCGUCCUUGUGCUCAAGGAUAGGCGACAGCGAAUUGAAGGCAAGAAAGAGAAGAAGAUUGUCGCAUCUGGAGUGGUCGUUUUUGCCUCCAUUGUCAGUGCGCAUACCGCUGUGCUGGACAGCGAGAAGUUCAUGCAUGAUAGUUUGUCACGGACAGAAAGCGACUGGAACGUGAUUGAUUCUGUCUUCUGGGCUACUGGCGAACAACCAGACCUAGCCGGGCUUCCUACGCCAAGUCAUGAAUACAACGGACAAGCUGCCCCUUCGCCACAAGAACAAAGUGCGCCAGAGCCAACACCGGCUCCUAAACCCGUAUUUAGCUUUGCCGGGCUCAAGAAUGCCGGGACCGGUGGGAAACCAGGAAAGGCGCCGUCUUUUGGCUCAUUUGGGUCCGCGGCGUCGCGAGGUGCUCAAGCAGCCUCGGCUGCUGAUUCGAACGAGGGCAUAAAGACGCCUAGUUUGGAAGAGGUCACGCUCAUGCGCUUGAAGAAUGCGCAGCGUGAGAAGGAAAGGAGGGCACUUGCCGAGCAAUUAGGGAGGGAGGAUGAAGAGGCGAAUGCGGCCGAGGCUGCAGCUUCUGGCAGGGGCUGA